UAUGUGUGUGUAUAUAUCAACCUCACUAGCUUAAUUAGCGCCAUUAAUUAAAGAACUUGAGUUGAUAGCACAAAUCGAAGGAAGAAAAUGCAGAGCAUCCAUUCACGCCGGCAUCAGGUGGCCGCGGCGCCGCCCUCUCCCCGCCUGCUACGGAGCAGAAGUGGAAGUCCGGCGAUGUCAGCGCUGGAAACCCACACCCCCGCCAAGCCAUCAGUCCGCCGCUCGAACUCCACGACGAGGUCAAAAACCAGCAAGAUUAACGAAGGGAACUUGAGCCCUGCAAAGAACGAUCAAGACGGGAGAAUUGGUGAUUAUGGUUUUGCGAAACUCCUUCAGCGUAGUCACCGCUGUGCCGAUUCGGCGGCGAAGAGGAACAGGCCGGCUCCUAGUUCCCCUUCUGCGUGGGCGUUGUCACCGGGGCGAGCUCUGCCGCUUUCUCCGGCGGCGACGAAGUCUCCAAAUUGUGGGAAACAAAAGACCGAACUCGCCGGCGGCCGGGGUGGCGCUAUGGACGGGGUUUUGAGGUAUUUUAGGCAGAAGAAGGCGCCGAAGCUGCGAGAGGAAGAGUUUCAUCGGCUUCGGAUACUGCAUAAUAGAUUGUUACAAUGGAGAUUUGUGAAUGCUCGCGCCGAGGCUUGGAGAACUUCAACGAAGAUAGUUGCAGAGGAGAAACUGUUGAAUGUUUGGAUACGGACAUUUCAGCUGAGAAGUAGUAUCGUGGAAAGGCGAGCCAAGGUACAGAAACUGAGGAACGAGAUAAAGCUUCAUCGUGUAGUGAAUCCACAGAUUGGUUUGCUGAAAGAAUGGGGAAGGAUGGAGAGCAAGUUCUCGGAAGCCGUCGGCAGGGUGACGAGAAAAUUGUCGGCAAUCGCAGUCAGACUCCCACUCGUCCACGGAGCGGAGGUAGCAAAUGUGUCGUCUGUGAAUAACAUGAUGAAUGUGGCAAUGGAAGUGAUGGAAGACAUAGAAGGCGUCACCACCAAGUUCCUGCCUCAGGUGGAGAGGAUAUGCUUUCUAAUUACAGAGCUGAUAGUAAUGCAGAAGCAACAAGAAGAACAUAUGAAGGAUCUUCAAAAGACGAUUUCCACAACUGCUUCUUUAGAGGCAAAAGAAAGAAGUUUUAGAGUACAUCUCUCUCAAAUAGCCAUGCAUGGAGACGCAGCAAAUUUGAUGGAAGCGUAUUGUAUUAACAAUUGAACCUCCCAUCAAAUUUAAUGAAAG
This is a messenger RNA of Diospyros lotus (date-plum), 1221 nucleotides long. Its product is annotated as QWRF motif-containing protein 7. The transcript has 5 exons. The record is from RefSeq and is a predicted model, not a curated record. Gene Ontology annotation, biological process: spindle assembly; centrosome cycle. Bases 88 to 1197 code for a protein of 369 amino acids. NCBI's taxonomy places the organism in Eukaryota, Viridiplantae, Streptophyta, Magnoliopsida, Ericales, Ebenaceae. Gene Ontology annotation, molecular function: microtubule binding. Gene Ontology annotation, cellular component: centrosome; cytoplasm; nuclear microtubule.